Messenger RNA from Topomyia yanbarensis, 1276 nucleotides. RefSeq names its product probable chitinase 10. The record is from RefSeq and is a predicted model, not a curated record. Bases 18 to 1151 code for a protein of 377 amino acids. Gene Ontology annotation, molecular function: chitin binding. Gene Ontology annotation, cellular component: extracellular region. Lineage: Eukaryota; Metazoa; Arthropoda; Insecta; Diptera; Culicidae. The transcript has a single exon.
UGGUCAUUCCGCAUAGUAUGAAUAAAUUCUCUGGGCUAGUUCUACUGUUUUUGUGUGCUGCAAACGCAGAUAAUUGCAUUCCUGGUGAAACAUGCCUGGAGGAGCGAACUUGUACCGCAGAUAUCCGAUGUCCUAGAUUUGACGACGGAAAUUCUGCUGUGCUGGUACCUCAUCCAGAUUGCAGAAAAUUUUUCAAAUGUUCCAGUGGAAGAGCAUGCGAGUACCAGUGUCCAGGGGUACUGCAUUUCAAUCCUGUGCAGCUAGCGUGCGAUUGGCCUGAUAAAGCCUGCUGUGAUUCCAACCGGUCAUGCAGCACUGAACAGUGUAUUCCUGGGUUGACAUGUCGGGUUAAUGAUGGAAACCACUUUAUUAAUCAAGACAUUCCACCAAUAGUCCAUAACACUGAACAAAGAAACCAAACGGGUGCGUUUGGAAACAACGUUAUAACAUGCAUCAAUAAUCAUCGCUGUCCAAUGAAUGACGACCCCUACAAUCCUGUUGUGUUGCAACAUGCAAAUUGUCAAAAGUUUUACAAAUGCUCCAAUGGGCAAGCCUGCGAACUGUCAUGCCCACUUGGUUUUCAUUUUAAUGCGCAGACAGGAGGCUGUGACCAUCCAAACAACGCUUGCUGCGAUUCUUCUGCAAGCUGCACUGGUUCCUCUUCUAUUUCUACCAAAUGCCACAUUGAUUCACGUUGUCCUUUGUAUGAAGACUCGAUGAAUCCAACACAUUUGCAGCACUCUAACUGCAGCUUAUUUUACAAGUGUGCCAAUGGAAAAGCUUGCGAGUUAUCCUGCCCACAUGGACAACAUUUCAGCAAGGCCCUUGAUCGAUGUGAAUUUCCAAAUGUCGCUUGUUGUGAUACUACUGUACCAUGCACUGCUACUCCAUCGUUCGUACCAGUCAUCAAUCCACCUUCUUCAGAAACAUGGACAGGACCUGGCAAUCGUACCGCUUGCAAGCAAGAUACCCGGUGUCACUCCGUGAACGGGCCUAGAAAUUUAUUGCUUCGGCAUGAAAAUUGUACCAAAUUUUAUCAGUGUUUUAGUGGCUAUGCUUGCGAAUUUGUAUGCCCUCCUGGACUUCACUUCGAUGAAAGACGACAAGUUUGCCAGUGGACGCAGAAUUCAACUUGCAAUGCUGCUGCGUAAUCAGAAAAACGGAAUGACACCAUAUAAAUAACAUCUAAUUGUAUUAUUGUUGAAUUUAUUACUAGACUAUUAUAUAAUCAUCUCGAAAAUGUAUGUAUUCGUUUAUUUAAUAACAUUUGCAAUUA